Molecule: messenger RNA, 2857 nt
Organism: Osmia lignaria (orchard mason bee)
Lineage: Eukaryota; Metazoa; Arthropoda; Insecta; Hymenoptera; Megachilidae
Product: protein Wnt-7b
Biological process (GO): canonical Wnt signaling pathway; multicellular organism development; positive regulation of JNK cascade
Cellular component (GO): extracellular region
Molecular function (GO): frizzled binding; cytokine activity
Source: RefSeq, a predicted model, not a curated record
CCGGAACUCUGAAAAAAAAUAAUUUUGUAUUAAUAUCUCGGUGCUUAAAACAGAAUUAUAGUUUGAACCGAUGGAAAAUGAGACAAAAAAUAAAUUGAAUUCGCAAAGUACUCAGUGUUUGUAAAGAAAAGUGCGAAAAUUUACAUAUUUGAAAGAAAUGUAAAAAGAAAAUGAUUGUAUAUUGAACAAUAAAUUCUUUAAGAAUUUCCUUAUAUUUGAAGAAGAAUUGAAGUUGGUGCAAUGAAACCUUGAUACGAAUGAAUGUUUCUUAAAUAUUGAAGUUGGAAGCAAUUUGUGUUCGACAAUGAGAAAGAUUCACGUGAAAAAUCGUGCAAUGCCGUGUCAGAGGACCGUGAAACGCGUGUCGUGCCAGUGAAACGACAAUCGUCCGACGUGCAUCCGGUUGUCUGACUACGGAAACGUAAAACUCGUCCCGUGUGCAUCCGUUUUAUGAAUUAAAUAAACAAGGGGAUUGUGAUGUAAGAGAUGCGUCGUGGUGACAUCGCGGCAACCGCGAUAGCCCUUUUGAUUCUUGGGCAGAUCCAGGGACCACGACAAACAAGGGUGGUCGGUGCAGUGGUGGUCGGGGCAGCCGUUUGCGGCCGUAUUCCCGGUCUGGCAAAGAGUCAAAGGGAGCAGUGCAGAAAAGCACCGCACGCGAUGCCAGCUGUGGGCGAGGGUGCGGAGCUGGGCCUUCGCGAGUGCCGGCAUCAGUUCAGACAUCACCGUUGGAACUGUUCCCACGUGGCGAACGAUCAGGUCUUCGGCCACGUGGUCGUAGUAGGAAGCAGGGAAGCAGCUUUCACGUACGCAAUAAGUUCAGCGGGUGUAACGUACGCCGUGACCGCAGCUUGCAGCAGGGGCAAUAUCACCGCGUGUGGUUGCGAACCCACCGUAAGAACGAAAAAGGAACUGCCACCGAAUGGCUGGGAAUGGGGUGGUUGUAGCGCAGAUGUUACCUACGGCAUGAGGUUCGCGCGUAGGUUUCUGGACGCGAGGGAGGUGGAGGGUGACGCGAGGAGCCUGAUGAACCUUCAUAAUAACAAGGCUGGACGAAAGAUAGUUAAAGCCUUGUUACAAACAGAAUGCAAAUGUCAUGGCGUCUCCGGUUCGUGCACCGUGAGAACCUGCUGGCGAACGUUGCCUAGUUUUCGUCAGAUUGGCGAUGCCCUGAUGAAAAAAUAUUACAGAGCCAGGCCCGUGAUAGCCAUUACACCGCCACCACCCCCUACGAUGCAGAGUUUAGACACCCUGCACUCAACAUCGGCGGAAAUGGUGCCAAUUUUGGGAAACGACGCGAAAACCCAAGGGAAACCGAACGAUCUUGCAAAAUCCCGACGCGAUCGACAACCCCCAAAGAAGGCCAUUAAACCGAGAAGGCCGCACUUGGUACUGAAGAGAACGAAAACUAACGGUGGAUCAAGCGUGGGACAGAAAAGGAUUCCAAAGAGAAGCGAGCUGGUUUUUCUGCAGCCUUCCCCUAAUUACUGCGAGCCGGAUUUGGUACAGGGCAGCCUCGGAACACAGGGCAGAUAUUGCAAUCGUACUAGCAAAGGUACCGACGGAUGCGAUUUGAUGUGUUGCGGUCGCGGGUACAACACGCAUCAAUUUACAAGAACGUGGCAGUGCAGAUGCAAAUUUCACUGGUGCUGUCGCGUGCAUUGCGAGACAUGCACCGAACGUACCGAAGAGUACACGUGCAAAUAAACGAUCGAACGUAUUUGCAAUCCCGGCGUGCGAUCAUGUAAAUAUUUAGUAGAUGCAACUGGCCGCGAAGAGCUGCCCGACAUCGAUAAACGCGACUCGGAAAAGAAUUUCAACGCGAAACAACCGAGAUCAACGAUAAUUUAACACUGUCAUCCCGUAAUCAUAAUGUAUUCGUUAAUUUCGACCUAAAUAAACGAUCGAAGUACACGUAAGUUUUGUAUAGUUCUUUUAUUAUUUAAUACGAUGAACGAUAUUCUUAAUAAACGAUAUUGUGUAAUCAUACGGACGAUAUUUCAGCCUGUGAACUCGAUAUUCACAUUGUUAAACGAGGAAAGUAGGUAUGUGAUAAUUAGAACGUCCAAGUAGGACUUGGAUUAUUCAUUUAGAAUACAAAAUACUCAGAAAAAUAUUGAAAUAUUAAUCGAUAGAGGUUCUACGCCUUUGUUUUGUCAAACAAAUUGAUUCACACCCUCCCUUUGAGUAACCCGUAUAAAUCAACCCCAGUGAAAGGUACUAUUUGUAACCCAAAGGAUACUAUAGUGUAUUUAUAUAGACGAUGAGUAAUGUUCAAAGAAGUAACAUUUUCGAUUUUUAUUGAUGUAAUUAAUGCGACCAUAUAAAUAAUGAUACACGAUCAAUUCCUUUUGUCAGUAUAAAAUUCUGUAUAAAUUCUACCAUUCGAUUACUGUUAGAAAAAAAUAUUUCAAAUAGCUUGUAAGAUACCUGUAACACUAACGAACACUAUAUCAAUGUAAGUACACGUAUAAACAACCGCUCGAUCGAAUUACCUACUACCAGAUUGUUGUAAAUGAAAUGACCGAUUUAUUCGCAAAACCUUUCACAAAAUCUAUAUUUUUAAAUUAUGAUCAUAUUAAAUUAGCAAGAGCUCUCGUCGCGGAAUAUUUUCAUUCAAGUUUGUACAAAAUGACACUUUUCUUUCGUGAUAAUUAUGUUAAACAUCUUAUGUUAUCAACUAGGUCAUUUCAUACGCAACAACUUAAUAAUUUAACAGCCCAGUGGUAUACAGGCUUUCCACGUCUCGUAGAAACAAUGCGUAAGUUAUUAUUUAUUAAAGAGCGUAAAUUAUAACGGUAAGCAGUGUAUCCGAUUCCUUCGACGACUAAUAAAUGAAAACGCACGUUUCUUAAAA